This is a messenger RNA of Mizuhopecten yessoensis (Yesso scallop), 3013 nucleotides long. RefSeq lists its product as uncharacterized. Bases 146 to 1822 code for a protein of 558 amino acids. The transcript is spliced from 2 exons. The record is from RefSeq and is a predicted model, not a curated record. Gene Ontology annotation, molecular function: zinc ion binding. NCBI's taxonomy places the organism in Eukaryota, Metazoa, Mollusca, Bivalvia, Pectinida, Pectinidae.
CAGGCUUUCUAUCAUUAUCAGUGAUGUAGUUUAGUGUACAACAUAGUUAUCUAAGUUUUUUGUGACUACCUGAUAGAUAAUUAGUCUAGUACAAUCUAAUUUAGGACAGGUAUAACUGAUAGCUACCCACUAGCAUAUAAUCAGUAUGCUAACUAUACAGCAGGAAGCAAGGCUCACAAUCCCUCAGUCCAAUAACAUAAUGGCAGAGGGAGGGUCUAACCAGCUUGUUCAUCAGUCAGUUGAUAAACCCAUCCCAGGUCGGGACGCUCAAGUGCCUGUCGAUGUUACAAGCCGGUCAGCCCAGGAGCCUCUGAGGAUCAGAGGACAGACAACAUGUCCAAAUCACCUGGACAAUGAAAUCCAGUAUCUGUGUCAAGAUUGUAACCAGCUAGCAUGUGUGAAAUGUGUUACCAGUGUUCAUCAAAGCCACACUCUUGAUGAUUUUGAGAGAAAAGUUAUUCCAAAGAAGGAGUUGGAAAUUAAAUGUUUCAUAGAUGAAGAUAAACAAACUCUUGAAAAACUAAAAGCAGAAAUAGAUUCAGCCAACAUCAAGAAUGAAUGGAUUGCUUCGCACUUUGCUGAAUGUCACCAGGAAAUUGAAGAGAACAGUAAAGCCAUAGCAAUACUUAUCAGCAAACAGCUAGAGAAGAAACAACAGGACCUGAAGCAGGUUCAGGAUGAAAAUAAUGCCAAACUGAUGAAAUAUAUAGAAGGACUAAUAUGCAAACAAUCAGAAAUAGGCAACAGGAUUGAGGAAUAUGAGAGAACCCUCAAAACUGGAUCAAAUAUCCAGAAGUAUGAGUUAGACAUGGAUCCAAACACUGGUGCUCCAGUAACCAAGCCUCUGCUGACUAAUUUUGGCUUUGUCCCAACCCCUCAGGACAAGGCCUCAACUCUCUUAGAAGAGGCCAGUGGCCAAUUGACAGAAACAUCCAAAACCCAGGGUGACGAAAUAGACAAAAUUCCUAAACUGACAUUCUGCUCCGAGACAAAAAUUCUACAGGAGUUUGAUGUACAAGACGUGAAUUUUAAAGUUUGCAACAUUUGUCCUGUUUCCGAUGAGAUGUCAUGGGUGAGUUGUGUUAAAAGUUCAGCUGUCACCCAGGUCAAUCACGCUGGUACGAUUUUAAAGCAGGUCAUGUUUGAUGGACAAGUCAACGGAAUCUGUGUCUCUCCCUCGACAGGAUUACUCUGGGCAUGCUCAUCAUUUGAAUGUAGCAUCUACAACGUCACCAGUGGUGGCAGACCAUGUCCACUGUUCAUGUCCAACACCAUACCCUGGAGUCUUUGUGUAACUCAGGCUGACACUGUCGUCGUGGGAAUGACAGGCAAGGUCAAAAGUUACACAGCUGAUGGUAAGGAACUGUUCAGUCAGACCAUAGGAGAUGCUCAGAAAGCGACCAAGAUAAGUGAAUGUCCACUAACUCACAAUCUGGCCAUACUAACCUGCCACCUUCAGAAAGACCAGGCUUCCUUUAUUUUGAUAGUAAAAGAAAAUCUUGAGGAACUCUUUCAUUUUCAACCAGUGCUUGGUACCAGGAAUGUUGUUCCAACAGAUGUACGAUACGACACGAUGGGAAAAUUGGUAGUAGCCAUUGCAGGGCGGAACCAACUGCUGUACCUCGACGACAUCGGCAAGUUCAUCAAACUGCUGUAUUCCUUUCAGCAGAAGUUCAAUAGAGAGGCAGCCAUAGGUCCCUACCUUGGCAUUGACAAAGAAAAUACUCUGUGGGCAGUGUUUUAUCAUGAUCAUCAACAUGCCUGCCGGGUACAACAACUUAAGUACUGCAGACCGAAGAAACAAGAGUGCUCUAUUAGUUAAGUACUGCAGACCGAAGAAACAAGAGUGCUCUAUCAGUUAAGUACUGCAGACCGAAGAAACAAGAGUGCUCUAUCAGUUAACUUUCUCAAGAUUGCUCAUAUUUGUGGAAGAAUUGUAUUUUCUUCAAAUGAUAGACAGUUUAUAGAUUUGUCACAUUAUUAUAUCACACCUGUGUGACUAUUCCAUGGCAAAUUGACUUUUACAGAAAGAAACCAUGAUUAGAAGCUUUUGUGAUAUUUUUGUGUGAGAGUGGAAGAAAUACUGCAUGCAUCUAUUUGGAAAACCUAGUGAAAUUUGCAUUUUAAAGAUUGAAAUACAAAAAAAACAAGGUGAUCUAUAUUGAUCCAGAAUGACAUAAAAAUAACAGAAUGAGGACGUACAAUUAUCAUUUAGUUUAGUGCAAGAAAACAAUUCCUGAGUGGAUUUCUUCUAGAAAAUAACGGGAAAAAAAACAAGCUAAGAGGAAUGCAGAUAGACUUUUGACCUUGAGAAGUGAUGUGAUACGUAGCUCACUGUGCAUCUAACUUAUCUAAUGUUCAUGUGACCAAAUUGGACCUAUGUUAUACUUUUUCUGGGCUGUUAUCCUGAUGAGUAUAAUCUAAUACAUGUUAAAAACACUGAAACUUAAAAUUUACUGUCUGUAGAGCUUCAAAACAAUCACCUAUGUACAGGAAUCAAAAUUGUUUGUAAACUUUUGAUACAUAUUUUUUUGUCAUUUUUUCUUGAAAACCUUGUUAAUCUAUGAUGAACAACUGGGCUCUGAAAUCCUUAUCUAGCAUGAUUAGCGUGGACAAGCAUCGACAUCUGACCCGUCACUUUGACUUUAAUUGUUGGGAUAAGAACCUGUGUAUGGUGCAAUGACAGGUAUAAUCUUGUCAAUCAAAUACAUAUCAUGAGGUUUCAUAGGAUCAGAGUGAUUUGACUUUGUAUUUGUAACUGUUCCUUACUGACUUGCAUACUCAUAUUUUUCAACUUUUAUCAAAUAAUAUGGAAUGAUUCAGUAAUUUGAUUCCUGACAAUAGCCGUGAUUAAUUAACCUCUCACAAUACAUUAACUUUGGGCUAAUGGACAGAUGUCGUCAGGUGGCACUCAUCUUUCACCAAGACAGCUGAGGGUUUAAUUCCAUGAUCAGACGUGAGAAGGUAUGAGGUCACCUGUCUGACCAAGUGGGUUUUCCCCGGGUACCCGGUU